Molecule: messenger RNA, 1560 nt
Organism: Closterium sp. Naga37s-1
Lineage: Eukaryota; Viridiplantae; Streptophyta; Zygnematophyceae; Desmidiales; Closteriaceae
Source: the annotation of a GenBank genome assembly
AUGGCCUGGCGAUUUGCGCUCCUUGUUUUGCUCCUCUCCCUUCUCCCCCUCGUGCUCCCGCAUUCUAUCCGCCUCCCCUCCGCACCUUGCGUCGCGCGGAUCGCCGAGCGGAGCCUCGAGGGGCGCGGGGCGCACCGCGUGCUGCGCACGUCGCUCCGCGUGGCAUGCCGCGCCGACGUGUUCCGUCCACGUCAUACAGGCGGUGCACACGUGGCCUGCGGAGAAGCGCCCGUAACUGGAACGGGGAUCCGCGGUGACAAUGGGAUUGAGGGAGAGACGGAAGGAAGGAGAACGGACGGCGGAGAGGAGGAGCAGCAGACAGAUGGGUGCAGAGCGGUACCAGAGCAGCGAACCCACGACCAGGUGAGGGGAGGAGGUGCGUUAGUGGGCGCAUGGGAUGGUGAGAAGAUGGGGAGGGGGGGGCGUUCUUGGGCGCGUGAGGGGAGGAGGGGGAGAGGGGAAGUGGGGAGAAUGCGCAGUGAAGGCGGGGGAGUGUGCAGUAUGGGAGGGGGGGGGGGGUGCGGGCGGCACAUUGAGGAGGGGACAGGCGCAGUAAAAGGGGAAGAGAGUGCUGUUGGUGCUGUUGCCGGCGACCGAGCCUGGGUGGUAGGACCGGUGGAGCUGGAGCAGCCGGCGCCGCGGUGUGAAGCAACAGAGGCAGUGAUGGACGUGGCAUUGGGGGAGGGGGAGCAGAAGGGGGAGGGGAAGGGGGAGGGGAAGGGGGAGGGGAAGGGGGAGGGGAAGGGGGAGGGGAAGGGGGAGGGGGAAGGCGCUGCAGGGAAAGUGAGGAAGGAGGAGGGUGCAGGGGACGAGGAGGGGCGGGGGGAGGGGGACGGGGAUAUGCGAGUGGGGGAAGACGAGGUUGCUUUCUCAUUGGAGUUCAGUCUGCCUCUGCACUCUCGUUAUCCAGCUGUGCUGCCAGCUCUCUCCCCCCCAUUCUCCCCUCUCUCCCUCCUCUCCACCACUCACUCGUUUUCCUGGAACCACUCCGCCCUCUCCUCUCUCUAUUCUCUCUCCACCCUCUCCUCUCUCACACAAGCCGUCACCGGCAGCUGCAGCCAAUCGCACGCUGCGGUUCAUGUGCCCUUGCCUUCCGCAUGCCUCGUUCUCCCUCCUCCCCCAAUCCGCCCGGGACCAUCUGCCUUGCGCACAUCAGCACCACCGUCACCAUCACCAUCAGCAGCAGCAUCAGAAUCACCAUCAGCAUCAGCAUCAGCAGUAUGUGAUGCCGUCACUACACCCCGCUGCGAGUGCCUUCCUAUGCAGCUCACAUGGUCUUCACAAACAGCACCUGCAAAUGGGGAAACGGACAGGUCUGGGGGAGCAGCAAGACUGGGAGGAGACUCGGAGGGAGACGAAGCAGAGCAAAGGCAUGAGGAGGUGAGGAGGGAGACGGAGGAGGAGGGGGCGUUGCUAUGGGAGGUGCCGGCGGGGUGUGCUGCCCACACGCCCCUGGUGCUGUGGGGUACGUCCCUAGCUGCUGCUGUGGGGGCUCUGGUGCUUGUUGCCGUGGCUGCUGCUGCUCCAACGCACACAGCAGGCACUAAGGCCAGCAGUUGA